Chara braunii is the source of this 9559-nucleotide messenger RNA. The record is from the annotation of a GenBank genome assembly. Lineage: Eukaryota; Viridiplantae; Streptophyta; Charophyceae; Charales; Characeae.
UGAGUGUAGGGAGGUAGUACCCUCUCACCAGAUCGAAGAGCAGAAGCUCUCUACUACUACUACUACUAGUAGUAGUAGUAGUAGUAGUAGUAGUAGUAGUAGUAGUGGUAGUAGAACGGAGCCACUGUCGGUUGUUAUCGUUAGGGAAGGAGAAGGAAGAAGAGGCCAAACAGCAGCAGCAGGAGCAGGAGGAGGAGGAGGAGGGGGAGAAGGAGGAGGAGGAGGAGGAGAGAGUAGUAAAGUUCAGGGAUGGAAAAAUGGGAGGACACUCGGCCUUGCCUCCUCCUCCUUCCCUCUCUCUCCUCCUCCUCCUCCUCCUCCUCCUCCUCCUCUCUCUCCUCCGUCUUCUUGUUCGAAUCGAUGUGCUUCUGCUGCUUCUUGCCCCCUGCCGUCCAACCUUCUUCUCUCUCUUCUUCUUCAUCCUCCUCUCCCUUCUCCCUCUUCUCUCUCUUCCUGCUCCUCUCCCUCCUCUCAUUUCUCUCCUUCUCCCUGUCGUCUGUCAUCUCCCUCUUCAGUUCGCCCACAUUACUGUUUUCUUAUCUCCAUUGCGACGCUUCUGUUGUCCAUCCUCCUCCCUCUCCCAAUCCCUGGAGCUUCAACGGCUCCUCUCACUCUCGCCCGCGCUCAGCCGCUCGCCUCUUCGCUUGCCUCCCCCGUCUCUGGCGACGAUACCCCCCCCCAAUCCGACAACGGCGGCACCUACGACUCCUUGAUCCUCUAUCAAAUCGUACAGAACACAGAUGGCAACAAGGUUUUGCAAGUGAUGAAUCGCUGGAGCACAGCCCCAGUCAGCCUCAGAAAUUACGAGUUGCGCUACUCCUGCGGUGGAGUGGGAGUAGGAGGAGUAGUAGUAGUAGUAGAUUGGUGCCUGUUGUGGCCACCGCCGAGUCCAGAGCUCCGCAGAGAGGCGAUGCUACUACGGCAAUAUGAUAUAUUCACCGUCGCUGAUAUCAAUGCGAGUCCAGCUCUCAAGGAUUACGCCGACGGCCUCGUGAAGUUCCCGACUUCCGGAAAUGAAAGUUAUGCGCUGUUUCAGAAGCCACAAACUUUCGUUGACAUGUUCAACAAGGCUGCAAUGGGGCCUGGGGAAACUCCAGGAAGUUGGGUGCGGAAGGAUUUGAAUUCGAGUGCAUACCCAUCGGGCACUGAAGGGUUUUCAUCAAGCCACUGGGGGAGUUCUACCCCAGGCACAAUCUUCCUUGCAGGCAUGGAGGUGAACCUGACGACCAUGCCGUCGGUGCCAAAUGUAUCUUGUGGAGGGCCCCCCCCCACGGAUAAUGUCGUUGAGGGUUCGGAAACUUUUGGCGUUGGCACUUUCACGGUGAACGACCUUCUUGAUGGACAGAACGAUUCCCUGUGGACACUAGACUCGCCUGACCCUUGCUUAGGGAAAAGGCAGUUCAAUGUGUCGGCUUGUGGCGGUGACGGGGCCUUCGAGCGGAUUGGAAGAGUGGCCACAAUCAUUGGGCGUCGGAAUUAGGAGCAGGCGGCGAAGAUGAAGGAAUUGGAGGAGGAGAUGGAGAAAAAGAAGAAGGCUGGUGAAGAAGAAGCGGCAGCAGAAGAAGAAAAAGAGAGGAAACGUAUUGAAAGUAGAGAGGAGAGUAGUGACACGAAGAGGGAUGAAGACACAGAGAUGGAGAAGAAGAUCAGUGGUGCUAAUUUAUUGUUGGGUGAAGAUGAGGAGGCGAAGUUUUAUGUGCACCAGGACGAGAGGGAUGCGUUAGCCACUGAGCUAGCGGCAAUGGAGGACCCUCUGGAAAGGCGAGAAAGGGAAGAAGAGAAGAAGUUGGAAUGGAAGUUGAGGAUGAAGAGAGAGAAGAAGAGGAGAAGGGAUGAAGUUAACAGGUUGACUGAGGAGGUGGCAAAAAUGAGGGAUUGUAGACAGGAAGUGCAGGCACAGACAGACAUGUCUGCCAAGAUGGAUAAGGUGCUGGGUUAUUUGGAGGUGCUGAGUGCUGCCUGGAUGGAGGAGCGCCAAGCUAAUAGGGGUCAGGAUGUGGCCCUGAGUGCCAUGCGGUCAGGCUUUAGAGAUUUCGCGCGCGAUAUGGUUACCCAUGUUGGAGGCGAAGUCAGGCGACUAAGAGACAGCAUGGGGAAGUACUGCGAGGGCGCCAUUGAAGGUGCCAAAGCAAUAGCCUUUGUAGAGGGUGAGGCCAGACCUCGUAAGGAGCCCGUUAAGCUUAAAUUCCCAGAUGCAUAUGGGGGGAAGAAAGAGGAAAAUUUCGAUAACUGGGAGGCAAGCGUGAACAACUACGUGUACCUACAACACAUUCUGACUGAGGAGCAAGUCCUCGUCAAUUCCAGGCCCUCAAGGACGAAGCAGCUAGUUUUGCCAGAUAACACUCUGGCACAUUGCUGUCUCAGUGCUCCCACUCUCGCACGGUUAGUGAAGGAGCAGUUAGAGGAUCAGGUCUUUGUGGUUUAUGUCAGACCUGCCACUGAGGCUAAGGAAGAGACCCGUAGUGGGAAGAGCACUAGCCCCUAUACCCAGGAACAACAAGAAAAGAUGGCCGCCUUAGUGAGAGAGAAUAAAGAGAGAAAAGAACUCCAGAAGCAGGCGAAACUGAAAGCGAUCGCAGAGGAGCAGGCGGCAAAGAUGAAGAAGUUGGAGGAGGAGAUGGAGGAGAAGAAGAAGGCUGUCGAGGAAGAAGCAGCAGCAGAAGCGGAGGAAGAGGGAAAACGCAGGGAAGUAAAAGGAGAAAGUAGUGGCACGACGAAUGAGGAUGCAGUGAUGGAGAAGAAGAUUAGUGAGUGGAUUGCUAACUUAUCAUUGGGGGAAGAUGAGGAGGCACAGUUGUAUGUGCCACAGGAUGAGAGGGACGCGUUAGCCAGCGCGCUAGCAACAAUCGAGGACCCCCUGGAACGGCAAGAAGCAGAGGAGGAGAAAAAGUUGGGAGCGCAGGCAGACAUCUAUGCCAAAAUGGAUAAGAUGCUGGGUUAUUUGGAAGUGUUGAGUGCUGCCUGGAUGGAGGAGCGCCAAGCCAAUUGGGGUCACGAUGUGGCCCUGAGUGCCAUGCGGUCAGGAUUUAGAGAUUUUGCGCGCGAUAUGGUCACCCACGUUGGAGGCGAAGUCAGACGAUUGAGAGACAACGUGGGGAAAUUCUGUGAGGGCACCAUUGAGGGUGCCAACACAGUAGCCGCUGUCAAGAGCGAGGCGAGACCCCGCAAAGACCCUAUUAAGCUUAAAUUUCCAGAUACAUACGGCGGGAAGAAAGAGGAGAAUUUUGAUAACUGGGAGGCCAGUGUAAAUAGUUAUGUGUACUUACAACACGUUCUGACUGAGGAGCAAGUCCUCGUCGCCUUUCAGGCCCUCAAAGACGAAGCGGCCAACUUUGCCAGGUCCCUUGUGCGCGCGGCCGGUUGUGAAAACAACCUGGUUGCAUAUUCUAAGAUCACCCCCCUUCCUCAAUUCUUCAAACUCCCGAGGGAGAGAUUUGCUGACCCGACGAGAGACGUUAGAGCCUCUGAUAAGUUACAGAGCAUCCACUCACUACAGUGGAGGAGUGCAAGAGCACUCAAGGGUGUCAUGGACGACUUGGUAGUCGUCCCAGACCAUGGGGUCACUGAGCCCCAGUUGGUCCAGUUAUUUUAUCGUGCCAUGCCGGAGCCCUUGCGUGGGCAUUUCUUUGAUAAGUCUCAACAGGCCGGCAUCACAUAUGAUGUGUUGAGUAGAGAGGUGGUCUUGUUCGAGUCGAAGUCCAUGCCAGUGUCCACUUUCUGGCACAAGGACUUGGAUGAGGGGAAGAAGUGGAAAGGCCGUACCAUCUCUGGCCAAGUCAGGGCCAAGGAUCACAUGAUCCUUACUUUAGAGGAAGGUGGUACAAAUGAGGUCCCAUAUAGUCAGAUUGAGUGGGGCCUCGAGGAUGAGGACAGUAGCGUGGGGCAGGGGAGGUCCUAUGCUGCUCUCAUGGCUGGAGGGAGGCCGCAAGGUAGAGGAGGAGCCCAGGGCCAAAGGGGCCAGGCCAUGGGAGGCCGAGGACCGGGCGCACAGGGGGUUGGCGGACAAGGGAACUGCCAAGUGGGAGGCAGGGGUCAAGGUCCCCCGCCAAAUCGUCAAGUGAACUUGGUGAACAUUGUGGAUGUGGAGAAUUGCUGGUCUUUGUCAACACUUGAAGUUGCUUUGUAUAAUCAAGGACUCCCCAGAUAUGCGAGCUACUUUUCUCAGUUGCCGGACGAUCAGAUGCUCAGGGCAGGAGUUGGACUGCUGUCGCAGAUUGGUUUUGCUAACAAUAAGACACUGUUUUGGGAGGAAGAGCAUGAGUGCCCCUCACGGGUCAAUCAAGACAAGAAGCCCACUAAUGGCAGAGCAAAAGACGGGAAUGAAGAUCAUAAUGAGGGUGUGGAAUUUGAGGGUGAGAUGAAUGAGUGUGAAAGAGGGGAGAAACAGCGAGAAGGGCCUACAAUCUUCUCUUGGCGAACAGGUGAUGUGACAUGGCAGGAGUGUGUGGAAGAAAAGAUGGAGGGGGUAACGAAAGUAGGAGGAGGAGAAGAAGGAGAAGACUUUUUCCAGGUUUUCCCGCCCAAGUUCGGUAGAAUCUUGAAGGUCAAGGGGAAGAAGCUGACUGUCAUUGGAGUCGAAUUGGCACACAACGAAUGGAAUGAUCCUCUGGAGGCAGAAUCGUGUGCCAAACGGGAGGCCCAGGCUAUUCUGUUGCAAGCUAUCAUUCAGUAUGCUUUGCAGACGGGAAGGGAGGUGAUCCUCUUGGGUAACUUGAAUGAUUUGUCAAGAACAGUGACAGACUAUAGUGGCCAGCUACCAAAUUCCACUGCGGUGAAAACGAUAAUGGAUGUCAAUGGCAAUGGAGCGGUUGGAGAUGUAGAAGACAUGAGGAUAGUUACGGAGAAAAUAAGUACCGCUUUGCGUUACACGGGCAAUGUGUCAAUAUCUGGGGCAUCAGUUUGGGGCCAGAUGGAUUUCAUCAUCGUGAGUCCCAAUCUCUUCAGGGAUAUUCAGUUAGUGGGCAUUGAUCAUUCUGUUAAUAGUUCUGUUUCUAGCCAUUAUCCUGUCUUCGCCACAUUUAAUAUUUCGCAAUGGCCAGUUCCUAGCGAGGACCCCCCGGAGUUCUCUGGUCCAGUAGCUGAUUCUCCUGCGGUGAUUCAUCAACGGACGUCUUAUCAGAAUCCAGGAAGUCAGAAUACUUCUCCAUCUCAAGAAACUAAGAAGCCUGGCGACAACCAGGAAAGUUCUCGAGGGUUGCUGGGAUUUGAUGGCAACAACAUUCCAUUUCUUGCUGCGAGUCUGGUCAUAUCUGGUUCUGUGUUGAUUGCGGCGAUGCUGGCAUUGUUGAAAGGUCGGCAUUAUAUUCGCACAAGGAAGGUGAAGAGGGCAGAAGAAGUGGAAGGUGCAGAGGGUGUGAAUGCUGGGGCAUGGAGGGUACUCGAUUCCCCAGCUCCCGCUGCCCCGUGGAGGCCAAUCGAUCGCUCGUUGCCCACAAUUAAGUCGGGAGAACAGCUCGAUAUGGGUCUCUAUACAGUAAUAGAGGAGGAUUUAUAACUGCGGCAGUCUCUUAGAAACUACAUAGACUGAAAUACACCAUCCCAUGUUCUCCAGUCCGGAUGGUCGGCUUGCAUAAUUUUUUUCCCAUUUUUAGUUCCCUUGGUCUUAAGAUGCUUUGGUCCCCUUUGGAGGCUUUUACCAAGAUGCCUCCAUUUUUUUAUUUUUUUAUUUUUUUUUAGUUGCCUCCUUUUCCCUUUAUCCCAUAUGAUGAUACGCAGCGUUAAUCUUCUCCAAUGAUUCGGCAGAUGCAAAUCCGCUUUUCUAUCGUUAGGUUUGCUCACUGCUACUGGAUCUCCCGUCUUAUCCAUCUCUAUUUCCAUUUCCACUGAUUGCCAAUUCCAACUGAGCAAUAAUAGAAGCCUGCUACCUUGCAGUGUUGUAUCCACCACUCGCUCUUCCCGCUUGACCCUCCUACCUUUGCCAUGUCCUCGCUACGAAUCGCACAACCUUUGAAACACAAUCUUCGUGGGACUGGCAUACACUUUGUGCCUUCCGCGCUCCUCCUUGCUCCCACUGCCUGCACGUGCUUUGCCUACCAACAGGGCUACUGCUUCCCAGCUUCUCUGGGUUUCGCUGCCUGUCCCUCAUGUUUUCUGUCCUUGACUUCCUCCACCUUCCUUGCGUUUCACAUCCUGCACCUCUCUCUUCUCCACUAUCGCUUUUCUCUUAGGUCUUUGCAGCACUUCCCAGGAACUGUCCACUUGCCAGCAACACAUUACUCAUGAGUUCUGUUGACAUCUGCUGCUCUGGGAAACCUUGGUGGCGUUGACGCUUUUUUCGCUGUGUGUGUGUGGAGAUGUGUGUGUGUGGAGAUGGGUGUGUGGAGAUGUGUGUGUGUGUGUGUGGAGGUGUGUGUGUGUGUGUAUGUGUGUAUGUGUGUAUGUAUGUGUGCGUAUGUCUGUGCGUAUGUGUGUGUAUGUGUGUGUGUGUGUGUGUGUGUGUGUGUGUGUGUGUGUGUGUGCGUGCUACUCGUGAGUUAUGUCGACAAUUUUGUGCUGCAUACUCCCUCUUUCCUUUCCAUCCAAUGAGUCAAAAGAGGUAGCAUGAUAUCUGAGCUCAGCAUGCACAUAGUUUUUCCAUGAAGUGGGACAGCUCAUGCCCGCGAGUGUGCAACAGAAUGCCCUAUGUAUAGCAGACAAGCCUGCUCGGUUAACAUUAUCCCCGACUUCCGCCGCAAUGAAUACGCGGCUCUGAGGACAACUGGCGGCUCUGGCUGCUCCUUAAAACAUUAACAUAGAAGCGAUAGACUCAGCUGGUGCACGUAACAAGAAAUCACUUGGUGAAGUUGGUGGCAGUCGAUACAUUGUUUGAUGUGGGGUUCCUUUACGGCGAUGCGUCGCCGCAGAGAUGCAUCCAACGCUUGCUGAUGAGUCCAGAGGCCGUUCGCGUUCGUCAGGUACAGCAUUCGUGCGGAUGUUGGCACUGCGCAGAUUGAGGUGGGGAAGGCUAUGCUGGUGCUAUGUUCAUGCUUGGAACGCAUGAACCUAGCCAUAGUAGCAGGCAGGAUCGUGGUUGCCUAGCAUGAAUGGAGCACACCACUGGGGGCCUGAGCCUUACACUGAGAAGUCGCGACUUUAUAAACCUGAUUCAUGCUGAUUGAGCUGGUUGAAGAUGGGGAAAACCCGUGAGAAGUAAAAUAAAUUGAGAGAGCGAGGAAGGGGAAGCGUGGAUGGGGCGCUAACUUGCUGCUGCCGCUUCUGCUGAAACGAAGGACGAUUCAACCGAAUCAACAACACGCAUGGCAUGCUUCAGGCAGAUGAAGAGCUAGCGAAGUGGGGCUGGGGGCUGGAAGUUCAGCUGUGAUUACAUUAGCCAUCUCUGUGCCAGGAAUGACUGGAAGUUACAAACCGAAGUGCUUUUGGAGUGCUUUUGGAGUGGUGAGGAGUACAAGAGAGAACUCGCACGAAUGCUGUAGAUGGCGACGGUAGAGAGAAGCAACUGGCGGGACAGUGGAAGUUUGAAGGCUGUCUCUCAAUUCUGUAUCAGGCAGCUGAGAGAGAGAGAGAGAGAGAGAGAGAGAGAGAGAGAGAGAGAGAUCAUGUGAGGGCUGUAGAAGAUGGCAGGGGUAGAGAGAGAGAGAGAGUACAAGACAUGGCUGGAUUUCUGGCUAACCUCUUGAUCUGCACAGCAUCUGGAUGUGUUUCUCAAUACUGUCUUUGGCAGAUGAAGCAGAUGAUCUAUUGCGUAACUGGAGUGGAGUGUCGGUAGUGCAAACCCUGGGAGGCAGUUUUCUCACUGCUGGACUGUGAGAGAAAACAUACAAGGAAUCUUGAUUGGAAGUUGUGGUGCAAAGUACAGUUUUGUCACAAGUGGAAAGAUGUGCUCUCAGGCUCUGGAAUAAGGAGUGGGAAGACAUGGGAGAAGUGUGAAGGCCACCGUCGUCACCCGAGUAGAACAUCUGGUCAUUAUGGUCCAAGUUUCAGUCUAGAUGUGGCCAUUACGACCGGGUGUUCUGUUCAGGCGAAGACGGUAGUCAUAGAAGCCGCCGACGAUGUCCCCUACCGCCUCUCCUGCUGACCGCUGGAUUGCAGACGCUUCUGAUGGGCAUGUGUACCCACAGAUCGAGACAGCCGUCACACUCCAAGGCAGCAGGUACGGUGAGUCCGUGAACUCCAUGGAUCUAUCAUAAUGAUUUUAUCAUGUUAAUGAUGAUCGUAAUGGCCACAGAUCCCCGAACGCCUCUCCCGCUGACCGCUGGAUUGCAGACGCUCUCUGUAAUGGACACAAGUGAUUUGGGUCACAAGUGAGGCGUGCAUAUGGGGUUGAACUCCCCACCUCCCAUAAUGGACACAAGUGAUUUGGGUUGGACUUCUGUUUUCCUCUGCUUCUCCUGUGUGUUGAUGGCUUUCUCAUGAUCCAUUCUUCAAAUGAUGGUUGAGUUCUUUUGAGGAAGAACUCGAUGCCCGCGAUGCAGUGGAUGAGACCAAGCAUAAGCCGUUCGUUCAUCCAGACGUGUGAUACUAUGGCACUGAUGAGAGCCUAUUGCCCUAUCACGAUUCGCCUAUGCGCCCCAGGUUUAGUGCUCUUCAGAACCUUUCGCUUUUCGGUGUCGAUCCGUCUUGUUGUAGAACUCGAUGCCCGCGAUGCAGUGGAUGAGACGAAGCAUAAGCCGUUCGUUCAUCCAGACGGGUGAUCCUAUGGUACUCAUUAGAGCCUAUUGCCCUAUCACGAUUCGCCUAUGAUCCCCAGGUUUCCUGCUCCUCACUGCUCUCUUGUUUAGGCUUAGAACCUAACCGCCCUUCUUCGGCAGUUGGUGACUCGCAAAGAUUGCAAGCGCAACGGAUAAGCUGGAUGGCACCGGUAUCUUGCCAGGUUCAUUACCCUCGUCAUGGCUUUUGCCAUAUCUGUGAUCCCGAUCCCGCUAUCAAGACUCGUCACACGUCAUGGCUUUUCCCAGAUCUCUGAGUCCAGUGUCUAUUCCAUUUUGCUGCUCUUCUCCCAAUGCCGAACUUCAUUGAACUUUCAAUAUUUCUGCAGCCUUCAUUUUUCCUUCUUAUGCUGCCAAGUUCUGAGCACUUAGAUGUCUCUUCUGCUCAGAUUAGAAAUGCCUGAAGCCCUGAGGUAGCGAAGGAGUUUCAGCAGCAAAGGCUUGAUGAGACAGCGAUUAUUGUGACCUGUCUGAAAUGACUCCGAAUGGAAGUCGUUGGACUCGCAUCCUCGUAGUGGACUGAGAGGAUGUGUUGUGAGAGGAACUCUUGUCUGCAAAGCUGCAGAAAGACUUCUCUGCAGUGUCGACAGAAAGUGUUUUUUUUUUCAAACAUUUUUUCCACCAGGGAGUGUUCUGCUAAGCUGUGGGACGCUGCCUGUCGACCCAGGUCACCGAUGUGACGCCGCGUUCGGUUGUGCGUCUGUCGAUCGUAUCCGUUUCCCUCGUCCAAAGGGUUUGCCUCCAUUCCUUGUGGGAGUUGGCGGAGGAGUGGAGCUUCACCGCACCGCACCUGCUGCAAGGCUGUGUUCACAUAAUUGAGAGAGACCUGUGCAACAAGUCCCAGGACCGGGUGGAGGAACGUCGUUGUACAAAUUGCAGAAUAUAAAAUUUGAUAAUCAAAUUCAUUCAUAAAG